AUGAUCGGCACUCUGUAUUUCUUCGUGCUGCUGAGCUCCACAGUGGCCUGGGGGCGUGUUGGACUUUGGAGUGAGGGGAGUACAAGGAAUGAGGCGGGAGUUGACGCCGGGGACGGGUGUUCCUGCGACGCCUUCCUGCCCAGUUCAACUUUUCCAAUAGGAGAUUUGGUGGCGGAAGAGCAGACAGCAGGGGAGCUCUCACACAAACUGGAGAAGGAGAUGGACAAGCUGGAGGACUAUGAAGCCAAGAUGACAGAGUAUGCAGAGAAGAUUGUAAAGCUGACCACAGAAAUUGAAAAAAUGGAAAACAACCCUUAUUCCUACAAUGAUGGCGACUUCCAAAACACAAACGUGGAGAUUAAACAAGUGGAGGCUCUGAUUGCAGAGCUGCAGCUCUCGAUCGGAGGCUCCACCACGGUCUUCGAGUCCCUUCGUGUGCAGGUCACAGACAUGGCGGCGACCCUGAAUAGCUUGGAGAAAACCUACGACAAGAACCAGGUUCUGGCGACCCGCCGAGAAUACAUCAAGGUGCAGCUGCAACUGGAAGAGUGCCAAGGACGCGACCAGGGGAUACGCCACCUUUUCAACUCCAACAUUGGCUCUUGUGCUCACACUGGUCUCAUCAACCUCAGCCAGCCCAUUGUCACCCAUCUGAAUGCCCAGCUCAGCCCCAGCUACAAAUUUGGAGGAUGGGGCAAAGACUCAAAGCCUCGUCCUGACAGAGAGUCUGUGUACUGGUUUUCUGGUUACACUAGUGAGACCAUUGACGACAUGAGGUUCUACACUAACUACAAGAACCUCAUGCUGAGAAAUGCUUUCCAGCACACCUCCCUAAAAAGUGGCUGGGCUGGUACAGGGAACAAUUUCAUCGUCCGUGACAAUACUCUGUAUUAUCAGAUCAACAGUCCGUUUGCGUUAGCCAAACUCAAUUUCACCACCAUGUCAUAUGAGUCCAGGGUGGUUCCUAAGGCUAGCAACACAAUCUCUUAUGCUAAGUCCCGCCAUCAGAACUUUGACUUUGCUGCUGAUGAAAACGGCUUGUGGGUGACUUACGCUACAGAGGAGUCCGACGGUCGGAUGGUCGUUGCUAAAAUAAACGAAUUGUCUUUUGGCUUAGAGGAGGAGUGGCUGACUAGUGUUUCGAAACCAAGUGUGAGCAACGCCUUCAUGAUCUGUGGGGUUCUGUAUGCAACCAGGUCCCUUGAUAGCCAUACUGAAGAGAUAUUUUACAAGUAUGACACUAACACCAAGCAGGAAACGUACAUCAGCAUUCCCUUUGAGAGGUUCCAGGAGAAGUAUUCCAACCUGGACUACAAUCCUACUGACCAGAAGCUCUACAUGUACAAUGAUGGUUACUACGUCAGCUACCAGCUUUGGUUUAACCACACAGCUACAGCUACUGUGCAGCCACCAGAUGUUGUGAGCUAA
Molecule: messenger RNA, 1428 nt
Organism: Stegastes partitus (bicolor damselfish)
Lineage: Eukaryota; Metazoa; Chordata; Actinopteri; Pomacentridae
Gene: olfm4.1
Product: olfactomedin 4, tandem duplicate 1
Exons: 5
Coding region: 1-1428 (475 amino acids)
Biological process (GO): signal transduction
Source: RefSeq, a predicted model, not a curated record